Molecule: messenger RNA, 345 nt
Organism: Phytophthora sojae
Lineage: Eukaryota; Oomycota; Peronosporomycetes; Peronosporales; Peronosporaceae
Exons: 1
Source: RefSeq, a predicted model, not a curated record
GGAAAGUACUCGGCUGUACGAACGGACAUUCUUGACAAAUACAGCCAACAAGCAUCGCUUUUUCGAGUGAUAAUGGUAUUGGUAAUCACUCCUCUUCCAGCACUACUACUGGGUCUUCUUUCAGAAUGUAUUCCGCUGCAAGAUCCGACAAGUGGUUGGAAGCGCAACUACGGCGCGUGGAUUCGGUUUUGGGUCUUCAUUAACUCCGCCGCAUUUGGAUUUCUCUUUCAGAUUCGCAGUGCGACCCCGGAGUUGUCACUGCGCAAGAUCUUCAUGGUUGUGGCUGGUACUGGAUGCGGGACACUCGCUGUCUUGAUAGCGUUAUCCGCCGUGUGGACGUUUCCG